AUGUCCGACCCCAACCGUCCUCCACCCUUUCAUUAUCCGUCCUACACUUCAAAUUCAUCCGAGUAUCCUGGGAAUGAGGCAACAUUCAACGACUGGGCGAUGCCCCAGUAUUCGCAGCCGUCCUAUGCACCUUCGGUCAACUACGACAUGGUAACUGGCUUUGCGGAGAAUCCCGCAAGCGCUUCGCCUAUAUUUUCGGGGGAGCGGUCUUUAAAUUCCAAGGUCGCAAUUCCUAGAUCAGCAAACCCAAGCAACUGGACUAGCAGCGGACGGGUCAGCCGGGCAUGCGAGAAUUGUCGAGAACAGAAAGCAAAGUGUAGCGGGCAUCGCCCGACUUGUCAGCGAUGCCAAGAAUCCGGCGCUCGUUGCUCAUAUGGCGAUCGGAAGCGAGAGAAGAUGGCCAAGCAACUGAGUGAUCUGACCAACAAGUCUAAGAUAUAUGAAGAUUUGUUGAACGAUGUCCGUUCGAAGGUAGAUUCGCAAACUGCUGAACAAAUCCAGCAGGUUAUACGUGAACAAAGCUCGCGCAAUGAUCAGGCACCUGGUCGCAAGACGCCGAUCUCUUUGUCCACUGUUCGAGGAGCUGAUACCACUGCUAACCCUAGCCCUGAUUCGAUCUCCUCCUUAGUGGCGUUGGAUUACAUCAACGAAGAUUUCAACCGUGAUGAGAAGAUACAAGCAAUGGGAUUUGUCGGCGAACAUUCCGAGAUAGCAUGGCUGUAUAGAUUGAAGCGAAUGCUCGAGCGCUCCAGCCCUGUUACACCUAGUCCCAGAGACAGUUGGGACCGCCCGUCGGUUGCUUCAAUGAGCUUUUUCUUGGAUGAUUCGGAUAUUCCUGCCAUGGAUAAUGUCGAUCCCUUGCAGCGGCCUGAGCAGAUGCUUGCUGAUCAGCUCGUGGAUAAAUACUUCUCAGUCAUCCACCCAUUCUUUCCGAUCAUAGGCAAAGCGAUCUUCCUGAGGCAGUACAAGUCGUUCUACUCAACUCCGUUCGUGCGACCGGGGAAAAGAUGGCUAGCGAUAUUAAAUAUGAUUUUUGCUAUCGCUGCGAGGUACUGCCGCCAGUUACAGGCUGAUGACCAAGAUACACCGGAUGAUGGGCCCUUGUACUUUUCACGGGCAUGGAAACUUAGUAUGAGUGAUGUGGCUCUAUUGGAUCAUCCGAAUCUACAACAGAUACAAGUGGAAGGUUUAACAUCAUUCUAUCUCUUGUCUGUGGGGCAAGUCAACAGAUCAUGGAGAAUAUGUGGCACCUCGAUACGAUCAGCCGUUAUUAUGGGGCUGAAUCUACGGAAUGAGAGCAGCAUGGUUGUCCACACAUCUAAAGAGACUCGCUAUCGUGUAUGGUGGUCAAUUUACAUGCUCGAUAUUCAACUCUCCGUGAUGACUGGUCGUCCACCUCACUGCAGUAGCGACUUUUGUACUACACCCUACCCGGUGCCUUUCCAGGAGGAAGAAUUUCUAGACGAUAACAUCGUUCAAGUCAUUGCGGAUAAUGAGACUCGAAACAUCUUUAUGGAAGCUUUAUCGUCAAAGCACUUGACAAAACCUUUCAACGAGGCCAUGACUUCAGAAAGCUCCGGCCACCCAUUGUCAAAUCUCGGUAAACAUUGUUGGCAAGCUGCACUAAAUGCUGUGGAAUCUCUCACACCGAAUACCUCGCUAUAUUUUCUUUGUCUUGUCGACUUAGGCUUGAUCUUGCGUGAGUCUAUCGACACAUUAUACGCCCCAGGCGCUGCUCGAAAAUCGUGGCUUGAGGUAGAAAUGGCCAUUUCCACAUUGAACGGCAAAGCAGAUGCAUGGCUCUCCCGGCUUCCGGCAGCAUUUGACUUUACCCACGGCCACCAAAUGUUUGAGAGACAGAGGUCAUGUCUAGCCUUUCGCUUCUGUAGUGCCAAGAUCUUGAUUACUCAGCCAUGUCUUAGUCGUGUCACACGGAAAGCUCCGGGUGUUGAAAUACCAGGAAAUUUCUGCAAUACAAUGGCGGCUAUGUGUGUCGAUCUCGCGGGUCAAAUGCUUGAUCUCUUACCCGAUUCGCCGGAACCAUCAUGGGUCUACCAUGUCUCACCUUGGUGGUGUGUCUUGCACUUUCUUAUGCAAUCGACCGCCGUGCUCCUGACUGAACUACUCCUCCUCGCAAAGGCAGGAACUAUUCAUCAAAGGACAAUUGCUGAGAAAGUUUCUAAAGUGACGCGUUGGCUAGCUGUGAUGUCUUCUAAAGAUACAUCGUUUCAGCGCGCUCAACUCGUGUGUAGAGACCUGCUCUCCCAGAAUACUAUGGAACUUGAUAUUGGAGCCUACACAGAAGAUGAUAAAAACUGA
This is a messenger RNA of Aspergillus alliaceus, 2319 nucleotides long. RefSeq names its product putative C6 transcription factor. The coding region runs from base 1 to 2319 and encodes 772 amino acids. Gene Ontology annotation, molecular function: DNA-binding transcription factor activity, RNA polymerase II-specific; zinc ion binding; DNA binding. Gene Ontology annotation, biological process: regulation of DNA-templated transcription; DNA-templated transcription. Lineage: Eukaryota; Fungi; Ascomycota; Eurotiomycetes; Eurotiales; Aspergillaceae. The record is from RefSeq and is a predicted model, not a curated record. The transcript has 4 exons.